AUGUUCUUUUACACAAAAGACCUCGUGACAUCGGACAAUGUUAAAUCAGAAAUAACCGAGUACUGGAGAGGGACGUCUCAUAAUGUGACUUUUGCUAAUGUGUUCAAUGUGUCAAUUGAAAUAGAAACAUUAGAUGUUGGAGUAAAACGAGAAGAACAAACUGAGUAUGUAAAUGCCAGAUCAAGUUCGCAAUUUGUCCCACCUUCUUCGAUACCAACUACCGUCCAACCAACGACUGUGCCAACUACAAGUACUUUACAGAAUGAAACUACUACGACAGAAAGCAGCAUCUAUUCUACGCCUAUUGAAACAAUAACCACUCAGGCUGACACUACAGCAAGCGAUACGUCAACUGCUCAACCCACUGCAACAACAGUAAAUACACCACCAACAACUUUAGAAGGAGAUACUUCAUCAUUUCCUUCUUCAACAGUAACAACAGUUUUUGCUCAAACAACAAUUUCAGAAAGCGAAACAACAGAAAGCAGUUCACUUACUUCCUCGACGAUAUCAACAGCUAUGGCUACAGAGGAUGAUACUUCAGAGAGCAGUACUUCCACUGCUUCACUCACUACAACAACAGUUAUCUCUUCAUCUGAUUCAACUCAUCAGAGCGAUAGCACUUAUGCAGUCACUCAAACUUCUACAACGACAUCUCCUCAAAGUACGUCGACAUCUUCUACCAACUCUCCUUCAAGCAAUACCAACAAUUUCAUUGAUUCAUCCACAGUAACAGGUACAAGUGGUCCCUUCACAAGCACAACAUUUGAUACCCAAGGCACAGAGUCUUCUACCGAAAGUCCAAACGAAACAUCAGAUGUAACAUCAGACCUUCCAGAUUCCACCACUUCCAUUAUAGAGGUUACGGAUACAGUUUAUACCUCUUCUUCAACUUCCAGACAUACGACAUAG
Molecule: messenger RNA, 912 nt
Organism: Saccostrea cuccullata (small rock oyster)
Lineage: Eukaryota; Metazoa; Mollusca; Bivalvia; Ostreida; Ostreidae
Exons: 1
Coding region: 1-912 (303 amino acids)
Source: RefSeq, a predicted model, not a curated record